AUGCGUUUCAAAUGGGGCUUCCAAAUGUCUCCAAUAUCAUCAUCAAAAGCUUAUGUGGUUUCAGGAGAUCAAAAUCAAUCGACAACAAAAUUUCCCUGUCCAGGAUGUCCCAGUGUUUUUAGUCAAAAAUCAGGGCUUGUUUGUCAUCAACGUUUUGAAUGUGGUCAAAAACCACAUUUCAAAUGUCCCUAUUGUGAAUAUGUUUCUAAAAAAUCUAGUAAUAUUCAAAAACACGUUCGUCGAAAACAUCAAGGAUGUCCUGUUUCUUAUCUUUUUAUAUAAAAAUUAAAAAAAAAAAAUACUAAAA
This is a messenger RNA of Leptopilina boulardi, 307 nucleotides long. RefSeq names its product longitudinals lacking protein, isoforms A/B/D/L-like. NCBI's taxonomy places the organism in Eukaryota, Metazoa, Arthropoda, Insecta, Hymenoptera, Figitidae. The transcript is spliced from 2 exons. The record is from RefSeq and is a predicted model, not a curated record. Bases 1 to 282 code for a protein of 93 amino acids.